GUGCAGACCGUCACCGGACAGGACUGUGGGGAAAGCAGAGACAGAUAGAAUUUUCCUCCUUGACUGGGCAGUGGGCGGAGGUGGUGGACGGUGUUUAGGAAGGAUAGCCGUGACUGUGAAGCUGGAGGGGGGGAACCACCUGGAGCUCCGCGUGCUGCUGCUGCCGUAACCCCACACAGCAUCAACAUGGAACUGGAGAACAUCGUGGCCAACACUGUGCUGCUCAAAGCUCGGGAAGGAGGCGGUGGGAACCGGAAAGGAAAAAGCAAGAAAUGGAAGCAGAUGCUGCAGUUCCCACACAUAAGUCUAUGUGAGGAGCUGCGACAGAGCACAGAGAAGGACUACAGCAGCCUGUGCGAGCGGCAGCCCAUUGGACGGUUACUGUUCAGACAGUUCUGCGAGACCCGACCCGAGCUGAGACGCUGUGUGAAGUUCCUGGAUGCUGUGGCGGAGUAUGAGGUGACUCCAGACGAGAAGAGGAAGGAGUGUGGUCAGGAACUCGUCGACAAAUACUUCAACCCAAAGUCGGAGGACCACGUGUCUGAGGUGGAGGAGGCCAUGACGGCUCAGUGUGCCGACAGGCUGCAGCAUGAGACCUGCAAAGAGCUCUUCAAAGACUGUACCAAAUUGAUCCACGACUACCUGAGUGUGGCACCCUUCGCAGACUACCUCGACAGCAUGUACUACAACAGGUUCCUACAGUGGAAAUGGCUGGAGAGGCAGCCGGUGACCAAGAACACAUUCAGACAGUACAGAGUUUUAGGAAAAGGUGGCUUUGGAGAGGUAUGUGCGUGUCAGGUACGGGCCACGGGGAAAAUGUACGCCUGCAAAAAGCUGGAGAAGAAGAGGAUAAAGAAGAGGAAGGGAGAGUCCAUGGCACUUAAUGAGAAACAGAUCCUGGAGAAAGUCAACAGCAGAUUUGUUGUGAGUUUAGCGUACGCCUAUGAGACGAAGGACGCUCUGUGUCUCGUACUGACCCUCAUGAACGGUGGAGACCUGAAGUUUCACAUCUAUCACAUGGGUGAGGCGGGUUUUGAUGAGACGAGAGCCAUCUUCUACGCUGCAGAGAUCUGCUGUGGUCUGGAGGACCUGCACCGGGAGCGGAUUGUCUACAGGGACCUAAAGCCUGAAAACAUCCUGCUGGACGACCACGGCCACAUCAGGAUAUCAGACCUGGGACUGGCGGUCCAUGUCCCGGAGGGACAGACCAUCAAGGGUCGGGUGGGAACUGUUGGAUACAUGGCUCCAGAGGUGGUGAAAAACGAACGCUACACCUUCAGCCCUGACUGGUGGGCGCUGGGCUGCCUCCUGUACGAGAUGAUCGAGGGCCAGUCGCCUUUCCAGCAGAGGAAGAAGAAGAUCAAGAGGGAGGAAGUGGAGCGGCUGGUGAUGGAGGUGGAGGAGCAAUAUUCCAGCAAGUUCUCUGAAGACGCCAAGUCAGUCUGUAAAAUGCUGCUGGCCAAAGAUCCUGCAGAGAGGCUCGGCUGCCAGGGGGGCGGAGCUUCUGAGGUCAAAGGUCAUGCCAUCUUUCGCUCAAUCAACUUCAAACGGCUGGAAGCCGGCAUGCUACAGGCGCCCUUCAUUCCUGAUCCUCAGGCCAUCUACUGUAAAGACGUUCUGGACAUCGAGCAGUUCUCCACAGUGAAAGGAGUGGAGUUGGAACCGAAAGAUGAGUCUUUCUACAGCAAAGUUUCCACGGGCAGCGUCCCCAUUCCCUGGCAGAACGAGAUGAUUGAGACGGAGUGUUUCGCAGAGCUGAAUGUUUUCCACCAGGACGGUGCCGUUUCUCCUGACCUGGACUGGAGAGGGCAGCCAUCUCCUCCACCCAAACAGGGGCUGCUGCAGCGGCUCUUCGGCAGACAGGACUGCUGUGGUAACUGCAGCGACAGCGACGAGGAGCCCACCAGGCUGUGACACACUCCUGCUCACACACACACGAUCUCUUGUUUACAACUUUUGCACAUUUGUAUUUUUAAGGUAGUACUAUCUCUAAAUGUCAGAAUGUAUAUUUUCAGCAUAGCCAUAAAGUUUAUUGUUAUUUAAAACAUGUGCAAAUGCCUUUGAUGCGUUUAAAACUUGGGACAGAAACAGACUUUGUUCUUUUGCUUUUUGUCCACUCACACACUGAACUGGGAGCCCGUGCUGAGCGGCUCCACUGGAACAAACGCCUGCUGUAAAAGUGGCUUGCUCGAGGGCACUGCGGCAGUGUUUACUAAGGGAGGCCUGAACAUUCCUCAUCCUCAUCCAGGAAAAGCAGGGACUGAACUGUGACCACUCCCCUUCACCCGCCCUUUGCGCAGCUUCCAACAACCUCUUCUCUUUUCAUUCUGUUUGACAUCAUGAGUUUGAAUUUUUCACAUCAAAAAACAGAAAAUUUG
This is a messenger RNA of Melanotaenia boesemani (Boeseman's rainbowfish), 2378 nucleotides long. It is a transcript of the gene grk6, whose product is annotated as G protein-coupled receptor kinase 6. The record is from RefSeq and is a predicted model, not a curated record. Gene Ontology annotation, cellular component: cytoplasm; plasma membrane. Gene Ontology annotation, molecular function: G protein-coupled receptor kinase activity; ATP binding. Bases 187 to 1914 code for a protein of 575 amino acids. Gene Ontology annotation, biological process: regulation of signal transduction; signal transduction; protein phosphorylation. Lineage: Eukaryota; Metazoa; Chordata; Actinopteri; Atheriniformes; Melanotaeniidae. The transcript has 16 exons.